AACCACCUGUUGUCCUUGAAUCACAAUGCCUUGGCUAGUCCCACACCAACCUGGUUCUCCUGACAGCAUCUGAUUUGUGAACUGCUCAGUAUCGCUUUGUAUCUUCAAUCUUACAUUUUGCGUGACUCCGUAAACUCCUUCAAUGCUAGUGGCGUGGCUCGAAAAACAGAGCGUCACGGAGACCCUUUGGCUGCCAGGCAUCGCCAAUAGGUUCCCAGAUGCACCGUUUUCUGUCAUAAUCUUUCGGUUACCUCUACUGUGUGACGAGGCUCAUGUCAAAUAACGGAGCUGUAUCUUAUUUCAGGUGGGGUCACGCCAGCUGACUAGUUCGAAUCCGGAUAUCAAAAUAGAGAAUAAUAUUGCUUCGCGUCGUGCAGUCAGCUUACAUGGCGUAUCACCACAGCCUCAUCUUCGGUCUCGGCGGGAUCCCGUUGAUGAAAUCGUCAACGGUCGCGAACGCCGUCAGCGAAAAAGUAGCCAAACCAGGCGGGUUACCAGAACCAGUUCUAGAGCUCGCGAAAAGAGUGUACCAUAACACCAUACCCGCGUCGCUUAGCUUGACAGGAGGCGGAACCAUCGGGCGGAGCGGCGGCGGAACGAUCGGUCGCAGCGGCGGAGGGACGAUUGGCAGACGGAAGAAGUCGAAAAAGGACCAGCUUCCGUUUCCGCCGACGAAGCCUCAGCAAUGCGUUGAAGAAGCCAAGUUCCUGUCGAUCGAGACUGCCGCCAUAAUGCGAAAGCUGCUAUGGCUCUGGUCGACGAUUAGCCCUGAACAGAUCGAACGGCUGCGGACGAACCUCCAGGAGGACAAGGCUGUUCUCACUUACGUUUGCCCUGACCCCGCGCACCUAUGGACUCUAGCAGGCUUAGAGCUGAUGGAGGUCUUAGAGAGGAUGGGCGAGCGGGUGGCGGCAAUGGGCCUCAAGUGCGGGGAGAGGCGGCUACACCAGCUGGCGAAUGUGUUUGGGGAGAUGCGGCACCCCGAGACAGUCUUCUCACACUUCAGGCUCGACGCCCAGGAGCAGGAGACGCUGUUCUGCUUCAUGCAGGAGGAGGUGGAGAAGCUGGGGGACGUGCGGAGCUGCAUGGAGCGACUCAACACUCUGCGAUCCCUGCUAAGGAAGAAGAAGCCUGCACCCGCCACAAGCCUCCUCUCAGAGCUGCAAGCAGUCUCGGCUGAUACGAUGGACGAUGGCAGCAGCGACGGAAAGGGCGAGCCGGAGAAGGAGAGUGACUCGUCCUCUUGGAUGCCUCGGUGCGACCUGCCAGGGGCAGAAGAGAUCCUCAAACUGACGGCAACCAUAUCGGAGCUGCAGAGCCGGUGCCUGUGGUCCGUGGAGCUCGAUCAUGUGGUUAGGCUGCUGGUGCUGGCAAUCAUCCUACUGAGAGACAGAAUCAUAUCCGUCUUUGCCAUCAACGUGCGCUCCUCCGAUGCGUUGACUCGCGAGGACUCACUGGGCCGAGCCGGACUGGCGCUGCGAUACGCCAAGGUCAUCAACCUGGCGGAGAAGCUCAUGAAGUACCCUUUUAUGGCUGCCGGCAAUACAAGGGACGAGCUGUACGGCCUCCUGACCUAUAACACCAAGAAGGACCUCGCUCUGCGCCUCUCCAAGCCUGUCGCCUCCACCAAGUGCAAAGACACCAAGACAAAAGAUGCCGCCAGGGGAAAGAAUGCGGAGAACAGGGACGCUGAUGAGGAUAAGGAUGAGGAGGACGAGGAGGGGGGUGAUGAUGACGAUGAUCAAUUCACAUGGCUCAAGAAGCCCAGUCCGUUGAACGAUCCGCGAGGUGUGGGUGGUGAAGGAGGAGGAGGAGGUGGGGGGGAGGAGGAGGACGAGGAGGAGGAGAUGGAGGAGUGGGAGAGGAGGAUGCGGAAGGCGCUCAGCCUGCUGCCGCUGCUUGCGCAGCACACGGUAGCAUGGAACGAUGCCAUCACGGUGAAACCAUCUUCUAACCGCAAGGCAACGCGCUUACUGAGGGUUCAGACCCUGUACCACGCCCAGAAGUCGAUCGUGGACGCUUCCCUCCUGGACGCCCUAGAAGGCGUCUCCCGCCUCGUGGCCUCCGACGCCUCCAACCUCACCCAGCUCAACUCGCGCAAGAUGGAAGCCAUAGCCGCCGAGGCCCGGAAGAAGCUCGACAAAACCUCCGCAGACUCCAAGAAACCCCGGCCCGUCAUGAUCUCUGGAAUCUUCAAGCCCAAGCGCGCCGCCGCAGGAAUAGUACACGGCGCGCCGCUCCCCAUGGUGUUUGAACCAGCCACUGAGGUCGGCAAGGUGACAGCCAAGGGGAAAGUGGCAGAGCUGUCGCCGCGGGCUGCCGUGCCGCUGUCCCCCACUGGGUCCUCUGCUGCUGCUCCUGCUGCGAGCUUUCUAGUGAAAUCAGAGUCAGUGUCGGCUCCAAGGGCGGUCUCUCCCUCUGCGGCUGCCUCGGCCCGAACCAGGUUUCCCACAUCAGCUUCUGUCGCUUCUUCUGCUGCUUCUGCUGCUGCUGGAGCUGCUUCUGGCCAUCCUAAGUUUCCCACGUCGGCUUCUGUCGCUGCUGGGUCGUCUGCUACUGCUGCUUCUGGUUCGUCAGGAUGGAUUCUGAAGGCCCCACGCCCCCUCCCGGCAUCGAAAGCAAGCCCCCUUGUACCAGCCGCAGCGGCUGCAGCCGCCUCAGGCCAAACCACGGCUCCUCUCUCUCCCUCCCCUCUUUCUCCGUCUCUCCUCUCUCCCUCUCUGCUCUCUCCGUCUCUGCUCUCUCCCUCCUCUGUACCACCCUCUGACUUACCCUCACUUGAAGCCGCCUCCUCCCUAUCUCUGCCCCCCUUGCACCCCUCUGCCAUACUCCCCUCUGCCCUGCCCCCCUCUGCCAUGCCUCCCACCUCAUCACCUGACGCCCUCACCUCCCCCAGAGGCCCCUUGAAACCGCGCCCCCCCUCCCAGCCCCCUGUUCGCCCGCCCUUCCGUGGCUCAGCUGCCAACAGCAUGGACCUAACCGCAGGGGGAGAUGCCCCACGCUCCCCAAGGGGGUACCUGCGCGCUGCAGCAGCAGGUGAUUCUGGGGGAGGUGACAACCUGAGGUCCCCCAGGGGGUAUGUCCGGGCUGCGGGUGAUACUUGGGGGGGGUCUGCUGGGGGUGCGGGAGCAGCAGGGGGUGGGUCUGCAGAUGUGCCACCUCGAUCCCCUCGGGCUUACGUUCGCUUUGCGGAUUCUCCGGCUGUUCUGGGUGGGGACAGCAGCCACAGCAGCAGCAGUGGCAUUGGUGACGGGGAUAGGGGAGAAAAAACAGCAGCAGCUGCAGCAGGUGGGUUCAGGGAAGGUGUAACCAAGGAAGGCUCACCUGGUCCAUCAUCGCCCCACGGCCCAUCCAAGCUGGGUCCUGGUGCCAUCAACAGCAGCAGCACAGAGGGGGCCUCUGCCUCCCUAGAUCGCCCAGUGAGUCCCCUCGGCCUAUCGCAGCAGUCCGCGCCAUCCAUUACAAUCACACCUCCCUCUCACGCCCGCGUGGCAUCCACCUUCCGAGCCCCCGUCCCCCCCGCCCUGCUCUCCCCCACCUGCGUGGUUUUCGACGCCACACCCAAGUCCCCCGCCCCUGUGGCUAGCUUGCAGCGGCUCAAUGCGCGGAAGGAGACGCGUGACGAGCCGUUUGUCACAACAGAAGGGUUGCAAGCACAGGCAUUGGCACAGGCCCAGGCCCAGGCGAUGAAAGCACAAGCAGAAGCACAGGCAGAGGCAGAAGCACAGGCACAGUCACAAGAGGUUGCGCGGCUGCAAGCACUGCCGUCCUUCUCUCUAGACGGCUCAUGUGGUAGAGAAGGCCAGGUUGCUUCCUCCCUGCCUCCAGAGCUCCGUCCCGCCACUCCUCCUGCUGCUGUGGCUGCUGCUGCUUCCGCCUCUCCUGUGCCUCCCCUCUCUUCUGCUUCUGCCCCACAUGCCUCUCCCCAUGGCACCUCCCUCUCGUCAAGCCCUCGCCCCUCUACUGCUCCAUCCUCCUCCUCUCGCCCCACCACCCCUUCUUCCCGCCCCACCACUCCACCUCUAAAAACCUCACUGCCUUUCCUCUUAGGCUCUUCCUCUAGCCUUUCCUCUGGUUCGCUCUUGUCCAAUCGGCCCUCGGAUGCAGUCACAUGCGAGUGCACCACGGGGCUAGGCAUGCGCAGGGACAGGCUCAGGAGCGUGUGGGUGGAGAGGGAUGAGGAGGAGUGGGAGGGGGAGGGUGCAGGAGAGGAGGAUGGGAGGAGCCUAAGAGACGGGGCGGGGGGAGGGGCAACGCCCCCUAGAUCGAGGAGGAAUUCGUUAAGUCGGAGUAUCGGAGGCGCGCUGAGGGUGCUGCAGAGGGGGAGGAGCGAGCAGGAGAGAGGGAGGCACAGCAGCCUGAGGAGCAGUAAUUUAAGCACAAGUAUUGGCAGCAGUGGGAGUGGUGGUGCUGGCAGUUUUGAUGGGCGAGGGAGCAUGCUAGGUGGUGGCGGUGGUGGCGGAAGUAGUGGUGCCGGCGGUGGUGGUGGCAGAGGUGGCAGCGGCGGUGGCGGCGGUGGUGGUGGCGGUGGUGGUAGCGGUAGCAGUGCUAGUGGAUUUGGUGGUGGUGGUAGUGCUAGUGGUGCAGUAAGUGCUGCUGGUGGUGGUGCGAGUGGUGCUGCUGCUGGUAGAGGUCCUGCUGGUGCUGGUGGUAGUGCUGCUAGUGGCACAGUAAGUGCUGCUGGUAGUGAUCCUGCUGCUGCUCCAAGAGGCUUAGCCACUGGUGGCCAUUACAACAAAAGAAGCACUGGCGAUGUUAGUGUCGUAAGUGGGGGAAGGAGUAGUGUGACCGGUGGUGGGAGCAUUGGCGCUGGAAGCAUGGGCGGUGUUAGCACGCUUGGUGCUUCAAGCAGCACCACACAUCACCAUUCCGGUGGAAUCAGCUCCGGAAGCGCGGACAGUAAAAUCCCGUAUGGAUUUGAGCGUCCUUUGCCUGUAGUCAAGCGACCAAGUAGUAGCGGAGGUAGGAGGCCAGCAACUAGUGGUGCUAGAAAUGGCGAGGCUUUAUCAAAAGCUGAUAACGACGAGCCCGCGGAGCUAAGGCGAGCAUCUACAAGAGGAUAGCUCCACAGGAUAGGAGUAGUAGUUAUGUGAGCUUUGGGUUGUUGUGGAUGUGUUCCACUUUUGUGUUGGGUUGCUAUUUACUGUAAAUGAUUUAGUUACGGACUCUUGG
Molecule: messenger RNA, 5172 nt
Organism: Closterium sp. NIES-67
Lineage: Eukaryota; Viridiplantae; Streptophyta; Zygnematophyceae; Desmidiales; Closteriaceae
Source: the annotation of a GenBank genome assembly